Messenger RNA from Cyclocybe aegerita, 1431 nucleotides. The record is from the annotation of a GenBank genome assembly. NCBI's taxonomy places the organism in Eukaryota, Fungi, Basidiomycota, Agaricomycetes, Agaricales, Hemipholiotaceae.
AUGCCCAAUGUUAGUCUCACUGCUGCCCAAUUAUCUUAUCUCAUUCAUGCUGUGAACGCCAGCUUGGGUCAAGAACCCAUAGAACCUGCCGAUGCGAUUCUGGAGCUCCCCAGCAUUCUCUUGGCAGCCAUGUCAAUUUCCUCACAGGCAACUCUAUCUUAUUCAGAAACCCCAGUCAGCAAUGGUCCAGCCAUUUUCAGUGCAAGACCUUCCAGGAAUAUCAAGGGAUUUGAUGAAGAUGACAACAACUCUACCCUCUUUUCAUCUUGCUCUCAGCUGCCUGCACCAACCAUCUCUCCAUCUCUGUUACUCUUUGAGAAUAAUGAAAUCUUUGCUGCCCCUCAUGAGGACUUCCCAGACAGUGCAGAUGAUCAGCAUGCCAGACAGCUGAACGAAGCACAGAUGGAAGAAGACCCUUUUGGCCUGUCCCUCCUAUGCACAGCAUACAUGGCAGCAGGUCUGGAUUUUGAAUCAUUACUCACUGUUGCUGGCCAAGGUGCCCCUUUCCAACUCAAGCUUCCUCAGGUUGAUGAGCUGCCAGAGAAUAUUGGACAGGGACCUUCUCUAGGCAAGAAACAAGUGACUGUGGAUCAAAUUAUCCAGCAGAAUGACCUGAAUAUGAGCCAGACCAGUUUCAAACACUGGCUCAAGCUUGGCCAUACCUAUGUGCGUCUUGCUGGGGCUGGAACUAUCUACUUUCUUAUAUUGAUUGCAACAGUUGGGUUGAAGAAAAGUUUCAAUGAUAUGCAUGUUACAACCAUGGACAAGCUCACAAACAUGAUUCUCAAUCCAAUGCUGGAUUCGCCCAUUGGCUGUCUCAUAAUCUUUGUUCUCAUUCCAGCCAUCCAGAAACUUCAACUGUGCUGGCUGAUUGGUAGCUCAUCCAUGUUCAAUCGGGAGCUGUUACAGGAGCUGAAGCUGUCGUCAUAUAAAGACUCCAUGUUCUACUCACAGGAUGUGGGAAAAUGGGCUUGCUGUCUCCAAUCAGCUCCUCCUUCAGAGAAUCUUUUCUCACUUACUGACCUUGCUUACUUGGUUAUGUACAAACCCUUUCAGCCUGAAGAGCGUCCUCCUUCACCCUGUACUGAUAUUGAAGAGGAUGAGGAAGAUGAUGAUGUUCUGAAGCACCCUCAGAUCAAUGAACUCAGGCAUAGCCUUAACUUCUCUGUCAAGGAUGACUUGAAGGAUCUUUACAUUAUCAACACCUUGUUUGAUCCAGAUCUGGCAGCCAACCACAAGUUUCACGGUUCUAGAAAGGAUUGCAUGGCCAGUUAUGACUUUACAGAAGAGCAAAGAUGUCAAGCGGGAAAUAGGCCUUGGGUGACAGGUCUGGAGGAUUUGGUGGCACAGCUUACAAGUCUUCUGUCUGAUGGACACAAGGCUGACAUUGAUUCCUUCAUUUCUUUUGAUCCUGCUCUGCUUGGAGAGUGA